AUGGAGCAUGCUCCGUGGCGGCCACUGAAGCCUUUGCCCUUUAGACUUUGGCGUCCCAGUGGCCAUGUGGACGAAGGGAAAUGCGCAGGCGCAGAAAGCGCUUCAAUUGACUCUGGCGUUAGUCGUACCUGCAAACUUGCCCCCAAUCCUUCUUAUUUGGAUUGGGUAACAGUGCUGCCUGCCUCUCCUUCUGUGCCCACUCACCGAUACAGGGGAAUUUUUCUUUCCAGCGAAAGACUGAGUGAAGCUGAGAACCAGAAGUUGUUUGGGAAGUGCAGCAGGAGGCAUGGCCACAAUUACAAAGUUGUGGUGACGGUCCGUGGAGAAAUCAAUCCCACUUCAGGGAUGGUUGUAGACCUGGCAGAUUUGAAAGCGUACAUGAAGGAGGCGAUCACAGAGCGCCUUGACAGAAAAGACCUAGAUCAAGACAUCCCCUGUUUUGCCAACGUCGUAAGCACGACAGAGAAUCUCGCCCUGUUCAUCUGGGAAAACCUCCAGAGGCACUUGCCUGCGGGGGCCCUUUACAAAAUAAAACUGUAUGAAACAGAGGAGAACAGCGUCAUCUAUAAAGGAGAGGUGCCCGCUAAAGCCACAGUCAUGAGCAUGUGUACAGCGCCUCCCCCCAGAUGGAAAGGAGCUUUGCAAUGGCCUUGA
Molecule: messenger RNA, 654 nt
Organism: Heteronotia binoei (common prickly gecko)
Lineage: Eukaryota; Metazoa; Chordata; Lepidosauria; Squamata; Gekkonidae
Product: 6-pyruvoyl tetrahydrobiopterin synthase-like
Exons: 6
Coding region: 1-654 (217 amino acids)
Cellular component (GO): mitochondrion
Source: RefSeq, a predicted model, not a curated record